Phytophthora sojae is the source of this 399-nucleotide messenger RNA. RefSeq lists its product as hypothetical. Bases 1 to 399 code for a protein of 132 amino acids. Lineage: Eukaryota; Oomycota; Peronosporomycetes; Peronosporales; Peronosporaceae. The transcript is spliced from 4 exons. The record is from RefSeq and is a predicted model, not a curated record.
AUGUUCGUCGUGGCCUUCCCCUUCACGCCUCUGCUAUCGAAUAUCAGCAAGUGUCUGUUCGACAUGCCCGACGACGACGUCAGUUGUCCGAUCGGCGACGACUGCGACGACCCGGAGAACAUGCUCAUGAUUGAUGACGAAGACGCUUCUCAAUCCCCUCACGGCGGUUUUGGCUCCGACGUCGACAAGGAGGCAGGUGGAGGCGACGAAGACGCUCGUCGCCACGCGGACGAUAGAGAGGAGAAAACCGCGGAGCCCAACGCCUCGGGCCAGUUCCAGGCGGACGACGGUGCAUGGGACGGCUUUGAGACCGCAUACAACGUGCACCUGCAGCCCUCACCGGCCGCGCAGAGCGUCUCGUGGCUGAUCUGCGUAGCACGAACGCGAGGGUGCAUUUAG